Dendrobium catenatum is the source of this 1210-nucleotide messenger RNA. RefSeq names its product FHA domain-containing protein FHA2. NCBI's taxonomy places the organism in Eukaryota, Viridiplantae, Streptophyta, Magnoliopsida, Asparagales, Orchidaceae. Gene Ontology annotation, biological process: regulation of ribosomal protein gene transcription by RNA polymerase II. Gene Ontology annotation, molecular function: protein binding; sequence-specific DNA binding. The record is from RefSeq and is a predicted model, not a curated record. The coding region runs from base 54 to 1040 and encodes 328 amino acids. The transcript is spliced from 3 exons. Gene Ontology annotation, cellular component: nucleus.
CAAGAGGGAGGCGCGCUCCCGCUCCUGCUGUGUUUUCUUUCCCCGAGUUCCCGAUGACGAUGGUCGGAGGAAGCAACGCCGCCGCUUCCAGCGAGGUUGAGGCUGGGUUUGCGAAGCUCCAGGGCGAGGAUUUCGAGUACUACAUGCAGACCUAUUCGAUCAUGCUGGGGCGCAACAGCAAGAAAUCGGCCGUCGACGUCGACCUCUCGAGCCUCGGGGGUGGGAUGAACAUAUCCCGCCAUCACGCUCGCAUCUUUUACGAUUUCCAGCGUCGCCGUUUCGCCCUAGACGUCAUUGGAAAGAACGGCUGCCUCGUCGAGGGCGUACUCCACCUUCCAGGAAACCCACCUGUCAAGCUCGAUUCACAGGACCUUCUUCAGAUUGGAGACAAGAAGUUCUACUUCCUACUUCCCACUCGAUCCAUCUUUUCUACAGCUUCUGUACACCGCCACAUUCCACCGCCUCCUCUGCCAUUCGCGGGGCGAAAGAUAGCCUCCGCCCGGCCAAGGAUCGCGGGGUAUGAGGAGGUGCGGGAGAUGGAAGAGGAUGACGAUGAGAUGGAGGAGGUAGGAGGAAAGAGGAUGAGGAGGGGAGUGGCGGAGGGGGAAAGGUAUGGUGGUUACAGUUUGCCGCAUUCUUCGCUGCCGGGGAAACCGGGACUCCCGUCAAUAGAAAAGAAGUCUGACAUGAGGUCGCGGUUUGAUAGAGAAACAGACAACCAGCAGCUCUUGCAGUUAGAAGAAAAAGACGUUGUAUCAUCUGUUGCAACUGUGUUGUCGGAUCUUUGUGGACCAGGCGAAUGGAUGCCCAUGUUGAAACUUCAUGCAGAGCUUAUGGAACAAUUUGGAAAUACAUGGCAUCAUAGCAGGGUAAGGAGGUAUCUGACGUCAGAGGACUGGCCACAGAGUGAGACCAAAGCGAGGCCAUGGUUUGGCCUUCUUGCACUGCUCAGAAAAUACCCUGAGCACUUUGUGAUCAAUACAAGAUCAAAAGGAAGGGUCACCUCAGAGUUUGUAUCCCUAGUCUCCCUGCUCUCUUAGGCAAGAUAACUUCACAAUGUUUCAAGCUUCAUUCUGUGAACCUGUAGGGUGUCUCCUGCUGCUGUAUGUAUAUUAAUCCAAAAUUUCUGUUUGUGAUGAAAAUAUGGCACUUUUAUCUUUCUAAGUUUCAUGCUUUGAAAUCAUAAUGAUGCUGCAUUAACCUCCUGAAA